AACUCCCCAGGUCACAAAUUAUUGAUCGUUUAUAUUAUAUUCUCUAACCAACAGAAUGUCUUUCUUUGUCUUACAGCUCCCGUGAUUCUGGACCCCAACACUGCUGCCCCUUGGCUGUCUCUGUCUGAUGAUCUGACCAGUGUGAGUCAAAAAUGGCAGCAGCAACCUACGAACCUAGAACGGUUUGAGAAUUAUCAAAUUGUACUGGGCUCUGAAGGGUUCAGCUCAGGAAAGCACAGCUGGGAGGUGGAGGUGGGGGACCAUCCUCUCUGGGAUAUGGGUGUGGCCGAAGAGUCCAUCGAGAGGAAGAAAAAUCUGACUGUAUCACCAGAAUGUGGAAUCUGGGCUAUUUGGUUGAGGAACAGCAAGUACAUAGCAGGAGUAGGCGAGAUCCUCCCUCUGCAGAGGAGACCCGAGAGGAUCAAAGUGCAGCUGGACUAUGACAGUGGGGAAGUAUCUUUCUACGACUCCAAAUAUAUGACUCACAUCUACACUUACAAAGACAUCAAAUUUAAAGAGAGGAUGUACCCAUACUGUAUGGUUGGACCCAGUAGUAAUGCCACCAACCCUGAUAUAAAGAUCUGCCCAUCAGAGGUGUCUCUGACAAUGUUAUCUCAGUGAGGUGUGUGUUCCUGUGUCUUUGUGUGUGUGAAUUAUUAACUUUGAUAAUGACGGUGAUUAUGUCUUGAAGAUGAAAUCAGAUGAGCGAUGAAUCUGUUUAUCUCUGUUAGUGUGUCAAGUGAAGUAAUGUGUGUGUGAUUCCAGUUUCUCACAAUAAUGGUCAACUGGUAUAAUUUCUACUCUUUUAAAUUCUGUAUAAUAGU
Salvelinus namaycush (lake trout) is the source of this 824-nucleotide messenger RNA. Its product is annotated as zinc-binding protein A33-like. Gene Ontology annotation, molecular function: protein binding. The record is from RefSeq and is a predicted model, not a curated record. The transcript has a single exon. NCBI's taxonomy places the organism in Eukaryota, Metazoa, Chordata, Actinopteri, Salmoniformes, Salmonidae. The annotation marks the transcript as partial.